AUGGAUUCAAAGCGCGAGCGUGUCGAUAAGUUAUUGAACAUCAAGUAUAUGAGGCAAGACUACAGCUUUGCAGCACAUUCUUUGAGAGCUCGUCAGCGAUUACUGGCACGUAAUGGCGAACCUUCAGCAGAACCGGAUCAGGACUAUGAGGCAGACGGCUAUAGCUCGCAUAAGGAGUUCAUGACUGACGUUUUAGGAAAGAUGAUGUUUGUCUCUGGGGAGACUGCAGAGCCAUCUGUGGAGACCACGAGUUUGAUUGAAGAAAUCGUUCGCCAGCAAGUCAUUGAAAUGCUCAUUCGAAGCACUACUCUAGCGGCCCGUCGCGGCGUGAGAUCUAUUUCAACUGAUGACCUUUUUUUUCUUAUACGCCAUGAUAAAGCUAAGGUCUCGCGAUUGAAGACUUUCCUGUCGUGGAAGGAUGUUCGCAAGAAUGUGAAAGAUUCUGAUGACAAAGGCGGAGCUGACGCAGCGGAUUUUGGUGCCGGAGACGACCCGCUUGCGGGAGCUGCUCAAGACGUUGCUGCCAAACCGAAAACAAAACGUGCAAAAAUCGGCCUUCCAUGGGACCUUAAUAACCUUUACUCUGUACAGGUUCCUGAACGUGAGGACGAAGAAGAUGAGGAGGAAGAAGAACAGAAUUAUGCCACUCUUCAGCGCCUUGCGAAUGCAGAUGAACGGACUAAGAACAUGACCCGCGAAGAAUACGUUUUUUGGUCCGACUGCCGACAAGCAUCUUUCACUUUCCGCAAAGCCAAGCGUUUUCGCGAAUGGGCCGGUUUUGGUAUCGUGACAGACUUUAAACCGAACGAUGACAUUGUUGAUAUUUUGGGCUUUCUCACCUUUGAAAUUGUUCAGACAUUGACAGAAGAGGCUUUAAAAGUCAAGGAACAGGAAGAUCGUGGCAAGAAGGGACGUGGAGGUUCUGAAGAUGGAGGAGAGAAAAGCAAGAAGCGCAAGCGAGAGACAGGGCUGUUUGAUCCCCCUGAAGAGGGAAGAACCCCCAUUGAGCCUAGACACGUCCACGAAGCGUUCCGCAAGCUUCAGGCUACCUCGAACAAGGCUGUCGCUAUGUUAUUGCAUGGAGGCCGUGCCCCCGUUCGCACGCCAUUGAGAUUGGUGGUCUACUAG
Molecule: messenger RNA, 1128 nt
Organism: Coccidioides posadasii C735 delta SOWgp
Lineage: Eukaryota; Fungi; Ascomycota; Eurotiomycetes; Onygenales; Onygenaceae
Gene: SPT3
Product: Transcription initiation protein spt3
Biological process (GO): transcription by RNA polymerase II
Cellular component (GO): SAGA complex
Molecular function (GO): transcription coregulator activity; protein heterodimerization activity
Source: RefSeq, a predicted model, not a curated record